Molecule: messenger RNA, 1344 nt
Organism: Malassezia restricta
Lineage: Eukaryota; Fungi; Basidiomycota; Malasseziomycetes; Malasseziales; Malasseziaceae
Product: transcription initiation factor TFIID subunit 7
Exons: 1
Coding region: 1-1344 (447 amino acids)
Biological process (GO): RNA polymerase II preinitiation complex assembly; transcription initiation at RNA polymerase II promoter
Cellular component (GO): transcription factor TFIID complex
Molecular function (GO): RNA polymerase II general transcription initiation factor activity
Source: RefSeq, a predicted model, not a curated record
AUGUCGUCCAGUGGUCCGCCGCGGAUUCGAGCGCAUUUUCACAAGCCGCGCGUGCGCCUCAACUUUUCGCGGAAUGCGGCGGGUGCGGCUGUGACGGGUGACGGGCCGAAGACGCGGCCGUACAUGCAGGGGUACGAUCGAGAGCUUGAUAGUGAGGACGAUGAAACAGGGGAAGGGAUGGCGUUUGAAGAGCAGUUGAUUCUGCGUGUGCCUGAUGGGCCAGGCGAGCACGGCGAGUUGGAUGCGCUGCGUCAGGCGAUUCGGCGGCGUGGUGAGUAUGAUGACGUGUGGUUCAAGUUCAAGGACGCGCGCCGCGCUGUGUUCCACAUCGGCCGGCAGCUGUAUGCCGCCAAGCUCGUCGACCUGCCAUGCAUCGUUGAGUCGCACAAGACGCUCGAUAACAAGCAGAUGUUCAAGAUUGCCGACAUCUCGCAGAUGCUCCUUAUCGAGCGUCCGAUCGCUGACGAGGCCGAGGCGACGGCCCAGUCGUCCCACAAGAGCUCCAACGACGACUACAUAUAUCCACACGGCAUCACGCCACCCAUGACGUGGGUGCGAAAGCGCCGCUUCCGCAAGCGCGUGCACAACCGAUCGAUCGAUACGGUAGAGAUGGAAGUCGAGACGCUGCUCAACGAUGAUAAGCGCGCCGACCGUGUCGAGUACGAGUUUAUCGAUCCGGCACUCGCCGAUCAGAUGGAGCAGGACAUUGCGCAGCAGAAGCUGCAUGCGCACGCGGAGCGCACGGCGUCCGACGAAGAGCACAAGCCUGAGGACGAGUCGCGAGCGCAUGCUGAGGCUGAGGAGGAAGAGGAUGAUGACGACGAUGACCUGAAUGUCGACCAAGAUCUAGCGGCCGAGCUCGAUGCCGCCCUAGCGCGUGAGCAGGGCGCCGAGCAGAACGACUCAGCCAGUGAUGCAGGCGCAGAAAGCACAGGUGAUAGCGAUCUCGAGGACCUAUGGGACGACGACGACGAAGACCAGGCGGAUGGCGAAGAAGACGUGCCUAAAUCCGACAAGGAAGACGAUGACGACGAUGACGACGGCGAAGAAGAAGCCGAGCGCCGCGUACGUGAAUCACAGCUGGAGGCUGAGUGCCGCGAAAUCGAGACGCUCAUCAAGCGCAAGCAGCACGACACCGAGAGCACCAUGAAUACCCUCAUCAAGAGCCGACACCAGCAGGCGCUCCGCAAGCUGCAAGUCGAGCACGAGUCCAAGAAGCGGCUCUUGGGCGACCUCAAGCAUAUUCGCCGCACCCGUCGCGAAGAACGCGCGGCCCACGCCCGGUCGCAGCAGGAUGCCCACGCGGAAGCAUCCACGGACCCAUCGCCCACAGAGGCGUCGUAA